AUGCCGCACACUUCACGAUGGUCAGUUGAUAUUCCGAUAAAAUAUCUGCACUCUUUGUUGCUUGGAACUUCACAAGAACCUCUGCCAGACACGCUUGCCUUUGUCGAUUGCGAAGACCCUGAUAACCUUCAUCUAACGUGGGCGGAAUAUAAACUAUGGGCCAGGAGAAUCGCUGCCGGCCUGCGAAGGGCUGGCCUCCUGAAAAAUGACCGUGUCCUGGUCUACUCAGCAAACAACAUUUUCUUUCCUGUCGUGUUCAUGGGAAUCAUUCUCGCAGGGGGAAUAGCGACCACAGCCAACCCCACUUAUGUUGCACGAGAAGUUGCGUACCAGCUCACCGACUGUGAACCACGAUUCUUGUUGGUAACGGAAUCCAGCAGCGGUACCGCUUUGGAAGCGGCAAAGAUGACCAAGUUCCCCCGGGACCAUAUCUAUCUGUUUGACGACGGGCCACUUCUGGGCCGCAAACCGGACACAAACCGCUUCCGCCAUUGGAGUGAGCUCAUAUCCAGCGUUGAAGUCGGAAAAAGCUUUUCCUGGAGGGAGGCAGAAUCAAAGGAGGAGGUCGAUGAGACGGUUGCCAUUUUGUAUUCUUCAGGUACGACAGGGGUACCCAAGGGAGUGGAGCUCACUCACUACGGACUGGUCGCAAACUGCGUCCAGAUGGGCACACUUUGGGAUCUCGACCAACGGCACUCAAGCACCAAUCCAAAGGCAGAACGGCAGCGCAUGCUCGGCAUCCUACCCAUGUAUCAUGGGUAUGGCUUCUUGUGGUUCGGAACGCUGGCACCGUAUCGUCGUGCCUCCAGUUACAUUAUGAAACGGUUCAACUUGAGAAACAUGUUGCGGAACAUUGAGCGAUAUAAAAUCAGUGAGCUCACGCUGGCGCCCCCGGUUGUGGUCAUGAUGGCGAAGAGUCCAGAUGCAAGGAGGUUUGAUCUCUCCAGCGUACGAAAGGUGCAAGCAGGCGCUGCACCUCUAUCACGAGAGAUGUGUGUCGAGUUCGAAAGCCUCUGGCCUCCGGGUCAGAUCAAUGUAAAGCAGGGCUGGGGCAUGACGGAGGCACCGAUAUCGAUACUGAAUUGGGACGACCGAGAACUCGCGAUGACCUCAGCAGUCGGUGAGCCGCUUCCAAAUUGUGAGGUCAAGGUCAUGGAUGAUGAUGGCGUCUGGGAAGUGCCGCGAGGCCAGCGUGGCGAGCUAUGGUGCAAGUCGCCCACGAUGAUGAAAGGUUAUUGGCGCAAGCCCGAAGAGACUCGCGAGGUCAUAAUGCCUGAUGGCUGGCUCCGAACCGGAGACAUUGUCUAUGAAGACAAAGACGGGAAGUAUGUUGUGGUGGACCGGAAGAAGGAGUUGAUCAAAGUCAAGGGAAACCAGGUUGCUCCCGCAGAGCUGGAAGGUGUUCUACUGGAGCACCCGGACAUACAAGAUGCUGCGGUCGUUGGCAUCAAAUGGCGAGAAUCCCUUCCGGUUGGCGAGGACGAAGAGCCCCUAGGGUAUCUUGUCCCAAGACCUGGCAGGAAGCUGAUCGCCGAGCAGAUCUUGAGCUAUAUGGCCGAAAAGACUUCCAAAAUCAAGUGGAUUACAGGAGGCAUCAUUCUUACCGAUUCGAUUCCUAAGAAUCCGUCUGGUAAAAUCCUUCGCCGCAUGCUUCGAGAUAGACUGGCAGAUCCAGCAGAGAGGGCUAAAGCUCAGGGCGCCAGACUUGCUACACCGGUUCAGCCCACUGUCAUGGCUCGACUUUAG
Messenger RNA from Cyphellophora attinorum, 1746 nucleotides. Its product is annotated as 4-coumarate--CoA ligase-like 2. The coding region runs from base 1 to 1746 and encodes 581 amino acids. The record is from RefSeq and is a predicted model, not a curated record. The transcript has 5 exons. Gene Ontology annotation, biological process: secondary metabolic process. Lineage: Eukaryota; Fungi; Ascomycota; Eurotiomycetes; Chaetothyriales; Cyphellophoraceae. Gene Ontology annotation, molecular function: CoA-ligase activity.